This is a messenger RNA of Pneumocystis jirovecii RU7, 207 nucleotides long. RefSeq lists its product as uncharacterized. Lineage: Eukaryota; Fungi; Ascomycota; Pneumocystomycetes; Pneumocystales; Pneumocystaceae. Bases 1 to 207 code for a protein of 68 amino acids. The record is from RefSeq and is a predicted model, not a curated record. The transcript has 2 exons.
AUGGGUGCCCUUAUGGGUCGGCCUUCUCUUUGUAUAUGCGUUCCCGGUCUUUCAAUGCUGCUGAUUUCACAGGGAGGUGUCCAUCUGCUCCGUCACGGUCCUGGACGCUAUGGAGUUAUCCGUACUCUUGGUACAACUAUGCUUUCUAGUGCAGCAACUUUUGGGCCCGUUUUUGUGCUUUAUUGCAGCUUUAUUGACCCAUAUUAG